CUCAGAGUCUGUUACUUUGGGCUGGGCUAACCUUUCCCUGAAAAAAAAAAUGGCUAAAAAUAUGCACUUUCAAAGUGCUAGUUGUCCGUUUACAUGUUUACUAGCUAAUUGUUUGCAGGCAUGAGCACACUCUCUCAUCUAGCUCACUGUUUUUUGGGAUCUGCUGCUUUCUGGAGGAGUAUGAAAAUCAAUUCUCCCUCAUAUUAAGCAUCCGCUGGAGGAAAUUUAUAACCACAGUCGCUCCAGGAAGCUCAUUGAUUAUCCAGUCUCAGAUAAAAUUGGUGCCAGAAUUUGGUUUGAACUAAUGUGGACGAAAACAUUUCCAACCAAUCCCUAGUCUCAGAGUGGUGAACCCCUGCAACCAGCAGGUCUCUGAAAAAAUAAAAAAUCCAUGGGUGACAGAAGAUUCAUUUACUUCCAAUUCCAAGAUUUAAAUUCAAGCCUCAGACCCAGGUUGGGCAAUGCUACUGCCAAUAAUACUUGCAUUGUUGAUGAUUCCUUCAAGUAUAAUCUGAAUGGUGCUGUCUACAGUGUUGUAUUCAUCCUGGGUCUGAUAACUAACAGUGCUUCUCUGUUUGUCUUCUGCUUCCGUAUGAAAAUGAGAAGUGAGACUGCUAUUUUUAUCACCAAUCUUGCCCUCUCUGAUUUGCUCUUUGUCUGUACCCUACCUUUCAAAAUAUUUUACAACUUCAAUCGCCACUGGCCUUUUGGUGACACCCUCUGCAAGAUCUCUGGGACUGCAUUCCUCACCAACAUCUAUGGGAGUAUGCUUUUCCUCACCUGUAUUAGUGUGGAUCGUUUCCUGGCCAUUGUCUAUCCUUUUCGAUCUCGUACCAUUAGGACCCGGAAGAAUUCUGCCAUUGUGUGUGCUGGAGUCUGGAUCCUAGUCCUCAGUGGUGGUAUUUCAGCCUCUUUGUUUUCUACCACUAAUGUCAACAAUGCAGCUACCACCUGCUUUGAGGGCUUCUCCAAGCGUGUCUGGAAGACUUAUCUAUCCAAGAUCACCAUAUUUAUUGAAGUUGUUGGGUUCAUCAUUCCUUUAAUAUUGAAUGUCUCUUGCUCUUCUGUGGUGCUGAGACCCCCCCGCCAGCCUGCUACACUGUCUCAAAUUGGAACCAAUAAGAAAAAAGUGCUGAAGAUGAUCACAGUGCAUAUGGCAGUCUUUGUGGUAUGCUUCGUACCCUACAACUCUGUCCUCUUCCUGUAUGCCCUGGUGCGCUCCCAAGCCAUUACUAAUUGCUCAUUGGAAAGAUUUGCAAAGAUUAUGUACCCAAUCACCUUGUGCCUUGCAACUCUGAACUGUUGCUUUGACCCUUUCAUCUAUUACUUCACCCUUGAGUCCUUUCAGAAGUCCUUCUACAUCAAUACCCAUAUCAGGAUGGAGUCUCUCUUUAAGACCGAAACACCUCUCACUGCAAAGCCUUCCCUUCCAGCUAUUCAAGAGGAGAUUAGUGAUCAAACAACAAAUAAUGGUGGUGAAUUAAUGUUAGAAUCCACCUUCUAGGUACGAGAACUGUUUUCAGGUUCAAAUAUGGUUUCUCCUAUGAUUUUUCCUAUGCUAUAAAUAAAAGAUUUGAACCUAAUGAUACUGAGAAUAGAUUAAUGUACUGAAUACAUUCAGAUACAUUUGUUUGAACAUUUAUUGUACAUACGCUGUUUUGUUCAGUAAUUAUAGGUCAAGUCUAAUUACAACAACUAAAAUAGACCACCAAACUCUUUCUGGUAAGUUAGAAUUUUAUUGUGUAACAUUAUGUAAGUGGCCAGUGGCCUUGACUUUAGUGAUAUGAAAUUACUUUAAAACUUUUAAAAAGAUAUUUGAUUUCCAAUUAUAUUUGGUAAUUGGGUUAGGCCUAUAAAUAUAGAACAAAUUCAGGGAAUAUUUUUUAAAAAUUUUGUGUUACUACUGAUAUAUAUUAGUCUUUUUCUUUUUUAAAUCAUCAUUGAGUUUAUUUUGGCACAAAAACAUACUUUAGCCUAACGUUAUUAAUAAGAAGUGUGUCAAAUUUAAAAGAGUGGGCAAAAUUUGUCAUAUGAAUUUUGAAAAUAGAAAAGAAAUUGUGUUUGGAAGAAUAUGAGUGGGAAGAAACAAAAAUUAACAGGAUUUACACAUUUAUAAUUACUAGUAGUGUCAGUUUUUAAAACUAGGUUUUUACUUUACAUCUAGAUUUUCAUAUGAAAUUUGAAAUCCAGAAAGUUGCUAAAUAUAUGCUCAACAGGUCCAAAAUGGAAAAUCAUAUAAGACAAGAAAAUAUCCAUUAAAAAAAACCUAAGCAACAUCAACCUUUUCUUUUUCCUUAAAAAUCUCUAGUUAUCUUUUUUGGGGGAGUAUACUGUGUUCUAUGAAAUAUAUGUUCUCCUCAUAAAAUUUUGGAGCACAAUGCAGGCAGAAAUCUGCA
This is a messenger RNA of Tupaia belangeri chinensis (Chinese tree shrew), 2396 nucleotides long. RefSeq names its product lysophosphatidic acid receptor 4 (gene LPAR4). The record is from RefSeq and is a predicted model, not a curated record. Gene Ontology annotation, molecular function: lysophosphatidic acid receptor activity. Gene Ontology annotation, cellular component: plasma membrane. The transcript has 4 exons. Bases 392 to 1504 code for a protein of 370 amino acids. Gene Ontology annotation, biological process: phospholipase C-activating G protein-coupled receptor signaling pathway; positive regulation of Rho protein signal transduction. Lineage: Eukaryota; Metazoa; Chordata; Mammalia; Scandentia; Tupaiidae.